This is a messenger RNA of Carassius gibelio (silver crucian carp), 1468 nucleotides long. RefSeq names its product forkhead box Q1b (gene foxq1b). Gene Ontology annotation, biological process: cell differentiation; regulation of transcription by RNA polymerase II; anatomical structure morphogenesis. Gene Ontology annotation, molecular function: RNA polymerase II cis-regulatory region sequence-specific DNA binding; DNA-binding transcription factor activity, RNA polymerase II-specific. The transcript has a single exon. The record is from RefSeq and is a predicted model, not a curated record. Lineage: Eukaryota; Metazoa; Chordata; Actinopteri; Cypriniformes; Cyprinidae. Bases 132 to 1031 code for a protein of 299 amino acids.
CCGUUCUCCCAUGAGGACUUUUUAACAGAUAGGAAGUGAUAACUCUUGUUUCUUUAAUAGACUUUGACAUCGACAAAGACUGAGCACUAGCUUCUUUGAGCUACUCAAUAAAGUGACAGAGGCGCCUUACAAUGAAGCUGGAGGUUUUCUCAGCGAGUCGUCUUGUGGACAAGCCGCUGGACCUGUGCAGUGACAUGGAUGUGAACGUGUCUUCACCGCUGUCCACGGAGGAGGAAUUGGGCUCGGAUGGAGACUGUUCAGCCAACAGCCCAGGACCAAGUGCCCCCGUUUCGGACGGGAAGGCGAAACCAUACACGCGUAGACCCAAACCCCCAUACUCCUACAUCGCGCUCAUUGCUAUGGCCAUACGCGAUUCCAACACCGGCCGCCUCACACUUGCAGAAAUAAACGAGUACUUAAUGAAAAAAUUCCCGUUCUUUCGGGGCAGCUACACGGGGUGGCGCAACUCCGUGCGGCAUAACUUGUCAUUAAACGACUGCUUUUUAAAAGUGCUGCGAGACCCCUCGCGUCCGUGGGGAAAAGACAACUACUGGAUGUUGAACCCACACAGUGAAUACACUUUCGCAGACGGCGUUUUCCGCCGCAGGAGGAAGCGCAUCAGCAAGAAGACCCUGAGCACUUCGGAAUCUCAAGAGCGCGAUGACAACCGGCUCCCAGCGCGCGACGAAACCUCCAAGUUCUCCAGUUCCUUCGCCAUAGACAGCAUCCUCAGUAAACCGUUCACGCGGAGGGAGCAGAGCACAGAGGACACGUGUUUUGGUACCAGGCUAAUGCUGUCAGCGGCUCCGCACUUUCUGCCGGUCGUCAUGGGCUAUCCGCCGCAGACCGGAUUCCAGGUCAGUUCUGAGGGGUCGAGCGCCUUUCCGAUCUACAGGUGUAACACGGAACACAUUACUAACAUCAGUCGAAUGCCGGACAUACCGAAUUCCCUUCCGGGGUUGGCACACUCCCACACUACUGUACGAGAGACUGGAUAUCACCCAUUCAGAAUAGAGUCUCUUCUGUCAUGAGAUGAGAAGUGAACAAGCCUGUUGAUCUGCAGACAUCCGCACGCUUAAACGCAAUGUCUUUGGUGUUUGACACACCAGUCAUGUGCACUUUCCUCUGUUUUAGGUGGUGUGUUUUAGGCCUAUGUGUGUUUUCGUGAUUUAAAUUACUGCAGUGCUGCAUGUCUGUUGUUCAGAUGUCUUCUUAGAUGAAUCAUUGUCGCGCCAGUGCAGUGUUUACUGAUUCCAUUUCCAUUUCUUGUAAACGAUGGCAUAACCAUGCCAGUAAUUAUGGACAGAAAUAUGUAUUUAAAUGUAGUCUACUUCUUUGAAAGAUUGUUUUGGGUUACACUUGUACGGUGUUUUAUGUCUGUGUAAAUAUGAUGGUUUAUUUAGAGCUGUGCUCAGUUGGACAACAUAUGCAGUUGUACUUUCGUUAAUAAAAGAAAAUAUGAAAGAUA